Messenger RNA from Larimichthys crocea (large yellow croaker), 4466 nucleotides. RefSeq names its product SEC24 homolog A, COPII coat complex component (gene sec24a). The record is from RefSeq and is a predicted model, not a curated record. The coding region runs from base 685 to 4152 and encodes 1155 amino acids. The transcript has 24 exons. Gene Ontology annotation, biological process: intracellular protein transport; COPII-coated vesicle cargo loading; endoplasmic reticulum to Golgi vesicle-mediated transport. Lineage: Eukaryota; Metazoa; Chordata; Actinopteri; Sciaenidae. Gene Ontology annotation, cellular component: endoplasmic reticulum exit site; COPII vesicle coat. Gene Ontology annotation, molecular function: SNARE binding; zinc ion binding.
UAUUUCAGCUAGCUAUCUGUGAAUGCUUGAUAAAACGAAAGAAACGACCGACCACAAAACCACAGCUCACAUCUCGUUAGAUUGUAGCAUUUGCUAUGUGUGUGUGAAAAACCAUUAUCGCUUAAAUGGCGCUUUUGAUGUGACUGGCAGUUGUUAUGGUGAUUGUUUAAAAUGCACACGGACAGAUUAGCGGCUGUUUUGCUUUAUUUUUAAUGAGCAAAUGUUUAAUAAAGACGGCGCCCGUGACUGAAAUCGGAGAUUGUGCUCGCUCCUCUUGUUUCCAGUCGAGUGAGAACACAGGAGCACCGGAGGAAAUGCCACGUGUACACACUGCGCAUGCCCGACGAUUUUUACGUUGAUCCUGCUGGGUGAUCCCAACUUCCGGUGAAAGGGGAGAAGUCUCACACGAUUACUCUGACUAGGCCUGUCGUUACUCACCCGUAGGUAGUUGAACGGGCUUUCGGUAAUAGCCAUGGCCCUGUGAUCGCCAACAAGUCAGCUGAUUUACUUUUUUUUUUUUAAAGACAUUAAGAGACGUCGCCAGCUUUGACUUCACACCGCAGCGUCAGAGCCACAGGUUCAAACCCCGCGACUUCCCCAGUUGCUAGUUAGCGAGCUAAAGACGCAGCUAGCUAUUCGCCAAGCAAGCAAGCCUCUAAAUAAGAUCCUGGUGUCUAUUUCAAGAUGUCAACUGCGGGGUUUAACUCCCAGAACGGGACGGGGACGGGACAGACAUAUGCGAACGGCCCGUCACAGAAUCCAGUAGGCCUGCAGCAGCUGCCAGGUGUCAGCUAUGGCAUGACUCACCAACCAACCUACAAUCCAAUGCAGGCCAAAGCUCCUGCACCCCCUGGACCUGGACUUUACCCCUCUGGUCCAUACCAGCCUGCUCCCCCAGUCAGCUCCUACCAGCCUGUACCGCCGCUCGCUUCCUACCCAUCUCCUCCAGGCCAGCCGCUUUUGACAAGACCUCCAAUGGGAGGUCCUCCACCUCAUACCCCUCCUCAGUCUGCCAGCCCUAGCCCUGGUCCUAGACUGCCCCCUGCACAUGGCACACCUCCCCCUCCUGCUGUAUCUUCUAGUAGCUACUACCCAAACCCACAGCAGCCACAGCCGAUGGCUCCAGCUUGGCAGUACAGCGCAGCCCCCCCACCUAUGGGGCCACCCACUUCCAUGAGUGCACCGCCCCGUGGCCCUGUGGCUAAUCACGUGAACCCAGCUGCGAGCUCAACAGUGCCGCCACCGCCUUCGUCGACAGCUUACAGCCCCGCACCACCAGCCCUAUUGUCGCACAGUGCCACACAGCCCCCAGGCCCAAGAAUGCCCCCCAUCUCUGCACAUGGAUACACCCAGCCAGGCACUGCACCUCCACCAAUGAAUCCCAUGGCCCCCCACACAUACCAACCAAGCAGAGCUCCCUAUGGCCCCCCACCUACAGGCCCACCACCAACCAUGAGACCCACACCGCCUCCCACUGGACCCCCAGUGGCCAAUGCCACACCUCCACCUCCCAAGGCAGAUGCUCAGUGUGGGGCGGCUGUUAACAGCACUCUGUCCCCCACUGAGCCCGACUGCCAGGAGGGGGAUAUUGAAUGUCCAGGAACUAUGGCUGGCAAUGGCCCACCAGCACCAAACAGCUAUAAUCACAUUGACAACAAAAUGGCUGGCCUGCCCCAACCUGGACCACCGGGUCGGCACUUGUGCCACUACCCCUCCCUUCCCCCUGGGUACCAGAACACCUCGACCCCCCAAAAUGCCACGUCGUCCUUGCACCCUACUAUACAGGCCGCCACGCAUCCUUACACUCAAGGACCUCAGCAAUACCAGCAGCCACCUGGUGGCCCAGGGCCAGCCCAGUUGAGUCCAUCCUUGGCAGCCAUGAGCCUCCAGUCCAGCACCCCAGAGUCCCUGAGAGUGGUCAACCUGCUGCAGGAGAGGAACCUGCUGCCACCGAGCCCGAUCCCUCCCCCAACACCAUGCCUCCCGCAGGAUCUGCAGAAAAUCAACUGCAACCCAGAGGUUUUUCGUAGUACCCUAACCAGCAUCCCUCAGACCCAGUCUCUGCUCAAUAAAGCCAAGAUGCCUCUGGGCCUGCUGCUCCACCCCUUCAAAGAUCUCUCGCAACUUCCCGUGGUGACAUCCAGCACCAUCGUCAGGUGUCGCUCCUGCAGAACCUACAUCAACCCCUUUGUUUCUUUCCUGGACCAGAGGAGAUGGAAGUGCAACCUGUGCUAUCGGGUCAAUGAUGUUCCAGAGGAGUUUAUGUACAACCCAGUCAGCAGAUCGUAUGGAGAGCCACACAAAAGACCCGAGGUCCAGAACGCCACCAUCGAAUUCAUCGCUCCUUCGGAAUACAUGCUGAGGCCACCACAGCCUGCAGUUUACCUCUUCGUUCUCGACGUAUCCCACAAUGCUGUGGAGACAGGCUACCUGAAGGUUUUCUGCCAGUCACUGCUGGACAACAUCAAUGCGCUUCCUGGAGACUCGCGAACAAAGGUAGGCUUCAUCACCUUUGACAGCACCAUCCACUUCUACAACCUCCAGGAGGGGCUUUCCCAGCCUCAGAUGCUCAUCGUGUCUGACAUCGAAGAUAUCUUUUUACCAACACCAGACAGCCUUCUAGUAAACCUCAAUGAAUGCAAAGAGCUUGUGCAGGAUCUACUGAAGAGCCUGCCAAAUUUAUUUGAAAAGACCAUGGAGACUCAGUCUGCCCUGGGUUCAGCUCUGCAAGCGGCCUUCAAGCUGCUGUCGCCCACCGGAGGGCGCAUGUCUGUUUUCCAGACCCAGUUGCCUAACCUCGGUGUGGGGGCGCUCCAGUCCAGAGAAGACCCCAACCAACGGGCAUCUGCCAAGGACAUCCAGCACUUAUCCCCAGCGACAGAUUUCUACAAGAAGCUAGCUCUGGACUGCUCCGGGCAGCAGGUGGCGGUUGACCUGUUCCUGCUCAGCUCUCAGUACUGCGACCUGGCAUCGCUCGGUUGCAUAUCCAGAUACUCGGCAGGAAGCAUUUACUACUACCCCUCCUACCACCACCAGCACAACCCGGCACAGGUUGAGUGCUUCCAGAAGGAUCUGAAGAGAUACUUAACCAGGAAGAUCGGCUUUGAAGCUGUCAUGAGGAUACGCUGCACCAAAGGUCUGUCCAUCCACACGUUCCACGGAAACUUCUUUGUGCGCUCCACAGAUCUGUUGUCCCUUCCCAACGUGAACCCAGACGCUGGCUUUGCUGUUCAGAUGUCCAUCGAGGAAAACCUGGACGACAUGCAGGUCGUCUCUUUUCAGGCAGCGCUGCUCUAUACGUCCAGCAAAGGAGAGCGGAGGAUCCGUGUCCACACCUUGUGUCUCCCUGUGGUCAACUCUCUGUCAGACAUCUUUGCUGGGGCUGAUGUUCAAGCCAUCUCUGGACUGCUGGCUUGCAUGGCUGUGGACCGCUCGGUGACAGCCAGUCUGAGUGAUGCCAGAGAUGCGAUGACCAACGCUGCCAUUGACUCGCUGACGUCGUACCGACAGUCUGUGUUGACCAUCCAGCAGCCCGGCCUGCUGUCCCCGGCCUGCCUCAGACUCUUCCCCCUCUUCAUCCUUGCCCUGCUCAAACAGAAAUCCUUCAGGACAGGCACCAGCACCAAGUUGGAUGACCGGGUGUUUGCCAUGUGUCAGCUGAAGUACCAGCCGCUGGCCUACGCCAUGCUGAUGAUCCAUCCUGCUCUGUACCGUAUCGACGAUCUGACUGAUGAGGGAGCUUUGAACAUCAGUGAGCGGACCAUCCCUCAGCCCAGACUGCUGCAGCUGUCUGUGGAGAAGCUCAGCAGGGAGGCAGCUUUCCUAAUGGAUGCUGGAACGGUGAUGUAUCUGUGGAUCGGUCGGAACUGCAACCCCAACUUCUUAACACAAGUCCUGGGAGUUCCCAACUACGCUUCUGUGCCUGAUAACCUGUAUAUGCUCCCAGAGCUGGACACUGCCGAGUCACAGAGAACCAGAGCUUUCAUUGGAUGGCUAAGGGAUCAGAGGCCGUUCUUCCCCUCCCUGCAUGUCAUCAGGGACGAGAGCCAGCGGAAAGCCAGCUUUAUGCAGAACAUGAUCGAGGACCGAACAGAGUCGGCCCUGUCGUACUAUGAGUUCCUGCUUCACCUCCAACAGCAAAUCUCCAAAUAAUCUUCAGUGGGACUGUGGAGGCGAGGGAACGCUGAAGUGAGGACGCGCAUUGGUGUGUGUGCGUGUGUGUGUGUGUAUAUGGUGUGUAUAUGGUGUGUGUGUGUGUGUGUGUGAGCAGUGGGACUGAAGGAAUCCUCCAGCUGUGGUGCGAAAAAGCUCCUGAACUGAACUGAUGUAAAGCGUCACUAAAAUCAAACUAUGUGACGAACAGUGCGAGGACGGAGAGUGACAAAGAAUCUAUUCUGAUGCUUAUUUGGCACUUUUUUUUACCCAGCUGAAGCAACGCGUUGGAUGGAGAAGGAAAAAAAAAAAAA